Vespa velutina is the source of this 4084-nucleotide messenger RNA. Its product is annotated as oxysterol-binding protein-related protein 2. Lineage: Eukaryota; Metazoa; Arthropoda; Insecta; Hymenoptera; Vespidae. Gene Ontology annotation, molecular function: sterol binding. The transcript is spliced from 10 exons. Gene Ontology annotation, cellular component: intracellular membrane-bounded organelle; membrane; cytosol. The coding region runs from base 481 to 1809 and encodes 442 amino acids. The record is from RefSeq and is a predicted model, not a curated record.
CAGAUUGUACAGAAAUGUAGAAGAAAGAUAAAGAUAGAGAGAUAGAGAAAGAGAGGGAGAGAGAAAGAGAGAGAGAGAGAGAGAGCUCGGCGUCACGCCCGAGGGUUAAAACGUGUGCAUUCCUAGUCUCGGAGCGUCCAGCUGAUCGCGGUGACUUCGUCAACGUGCUAACAAAGUGACGAACAUGUUACUCUGACAUUUCUAAUCAUUCGCGAGUGAAAAAAAAAAAGAAACAAGAAAAAAAAAAAGACAUAAAACAGACAAACCAAAAGAAAAAGAAACUAAAAGAAAAGAAAAGAAAACUAAAAAAAAAAAAAAAAGAAAGAGAAAUCGAAACAAACAAUUUUAUCAUCCAAUGAGACAAUAUCAAAAUGACACGACGAAAAACGAAACUAUUUUUACAAAUUGAACGGAACACGAGAGGCGGCGGAGGUGGUGGAGGUGGAGGCGGUAGCUCAAUAACGACGACAGGCUCGUACAAUGGCCAGCGAAAGGAUAUCGGGUCGAUACAGAACAUCAUUACCGGUUCCGGGUCACUCAGAGGUAAAUCUCUGCUCGGUAUUGUCACUGGGCAAGGACCUUAGCAAAAUCACAAUGCCUGUUAUAUUCAACGAGCCACUUUCCUUUCUGCAACGAGUCGCGGAAUAUAUGGAAUAUGCAAAAUUGUUGAAACAAGCUUCCGCCGAACAGACACCUGUCGGCAGAUUAAAAUACGUCGCCGCUUUUGCCGUAAGCGCAUUGGCUUCGAAUUGGGAACGUCUUGGUAAACCAUUCAAUCCGUUGCUUGGCGAGACCUACGAAUUAACCCGUGAAGAUUUUAGAAUAGUAUGUGAACAAGUCUCUCAUCAUCCACCAGUAUCGGCGUUUCACGCUGAUAGCGAGGAUUUUGUUUUUCACGGUAGCAUACAUCCUAAAUUAAAGUUCUGGGGUAAAUCGAUAGAAGUACAUCCAAAGGGUAUCGUCACGGUCGAAUUACUCAAAUGGAAAGAGGCGUAUACUUGGCAGAAUGUUAAUUGUAUUCUUCAUAACGUAUUGGUUGGACAACUUUGGAUGGAACAAUUGGGUGCACUUGAGAUUAAACAAUGUGGAGGUUCAAAUUUGAAAGCAGUGUUAACUUUCAAAAGUGGAAGCUGGAAUGGCAAAGAUCUUCACCGAGUCGAAGGCUUCAUAAUGGAUCAAGAAAAAAGAAAAUUGCUAUAUUUAUAUGGGAAAUGGACCGAAAGAUUACGUUCCUGUGAUCCAUCCUUGUACGAGGAUGCCCUUGAAAAAUUGAAAAGGGAUGCUAAAAGUCCGCAAGGUAGUCCAGGUCACAAAAAAGUACUUGCCAAACUUCACAGCCUCAAGGUUGGGGCUUUCAAACCAUCUCAUCAGGAUGCGAUUGACGAAUCAUCAACGAGUAUAGACGGCGAGGAUACACCAAUGUUCGACGAAAUACCAAGCUCGACAACACUUUGGGAAGUUUCACCGAGACCACCGAACAGUUCUAACUACUUUCAAUUCACUACAUUCGCAAUGUCCCUGAAUGAGAUAGAACCAACAAUGAGAAAGGAUUUAUGUCCGACUGAUUCAAGAUUAAGACCGGAUAUAAGAAAAUUAGAACAUGGCGAUCAAGAUGGCGCGGCUACUGAAAAAGCAAGACUCGAGGAGAAGCAACGUGAUUCUAGAAAGAUGAGGAAACAAAAGAAAGGACAAGAAUGGACGCCCAAAUGGUUCAGAUGGACAAUUAAUCCAUACACGGGCCAAGACGAUUGGCUGUACAAAGGUGGCUAUUGGGAUCGUAAUUACACCGACAUCGAAGAUAUAUUCUAAUGAAUAUUAGAAAAAUGAUUUUGACGAAAACAAAUUAAAGCAAAACUAACAAAAAAAACUAGUCCAUGUACGCAAAAGUCAAAAGAACGUAUUACGUUUGAUGCGUUAGCUAUUGUGAGAAGAUUUUGUUGUUGUUUCUUUUUUCAGAAAAGAAAUUUGAUCGACGACGAUAUUGUUUGAUUUAUGAGUAAAAAAGAUUCGUGUUGUUGGAGGUCAAUCGGUCAAAUUAAAAAAAAAAAAAAAAAAAAAAAAAAAAAAAAAAAAAAAAAAGAAAAAAAGAAAAAGAAAAAAAAAGAAAGAAAGAAGGAAAGAAAAAGAAGAAAACGGCUGGUAUGUGUAUGUACGUGUGGUUAGAUAAAAAAAUUCUCUAGAAAAGAAACAAAAAUAUAUUAGAAUACUUCAAAGAGUUAUAAGGAUGUCGUGAGAGAGCAAUUUAUUUAAGAAAAAAAAAUUUUUCUCCAUUAGUUUUCAUUAUCUUUUCCAUCUUUUUCUUUCUUUUAUUUACUAUUCCGAUACUGACAAUCUCACGAUCGAAACAAAUCUCUGUGAGAGAUGAACAACUCGAAAAGAAAAAGAUAGAAACAAAAAGAGAAAAAGAGAAAAGAAAAGAUUAUAACUAUAAAAGCUCAAUGAAAUUUUUCGAUCUAUACAAAUUGUGUCUGCUUACACAGUGUAUAUAUAUAUAUAUGUAUAUGUAUAUACAUAUAUAUACAUAGUAGAUAGUCUAAUUUAAUAUGAAGGAAAAACGUCUUCAACGUUUCCAAUGAUAAUAAUCAAAAUCUACAAACGAAAUCUUCGUGCUAAACUGCAAUUAUUUGAUCUUGUGUAUAAUUAGAACGCGAGCUUACGCCUCGUAGAGUGAAAUGAAAAAGAAGAAAGAAAAAAGAAAAAACAAAAAAAGAAAGAAAAGAAAAAACAUGAAAAUGUAAAAACAUAAAAGAGAAAGAGAGAAAUCGUAUGCAGGUCAUACGUAUAUAUAUAUAUAUAUAUAUAUAUAUAUAGAUAGAUAAUAAAUAUGUAUGUGUAUGUAUUGUAAAGAAGAAAUAUGUCCGACAAAAACGAAUUAGUCGAAAGAUUAGAAAGCAAACGGUGUAAAAAGAGAAACACUGUGUGAUACAUUACACACUUGUAUCUUUCUAUCUCAAUCUCUCUCUCUCUCUCUCUCUCUCUCUCUCUCUCUCUCUCUCUCUCUCUCUCUUCCUCUCUGCUCAUCUCUGUCUGUCUGUCUCUCUCUCUCUCUCUCUCUCUCUCUCUUUCUCUCUUUCUGUCUAACUGUACCAUUGAAUCAACAGGAGCUCCCUUUAUUUGACUAACUCUCUACUAAUUAAUUAGUUAUGGUGGUCGUUAACAGCAUGUCAAACUCGUUAGCUUUCCAUUCAUUGAGAACGAAGCCGUUUUAUCACUUUCUGACAUAGAGAUUCUAAAAAGGAAUAAUUAAACGAUAAGAAUAUAGACAAGAUUUACGUGUAUGUGUGUGUAAAAUUUUCAACUAUCAAGAAGUAAAGAAAUUUCUUUACAUUUCUCUCUCUCUCUCUCUCUCUCUCUUUCUCUCUCUUUCUAUAUAUAUUUCCAUCUUUAAUUAAAUUUUUUUUUUCUAACAACAAAAUGCAAACUAGAGAGGAUAAAAAAGGAAAGAAAUGAUGAAAAAACGAAAAAAUACAGAUAUAAACCGUAUUAUACUUGAUCACACAAAUGCAUACGCGAGCACGCACGCAUCUCGAUGUAUAUACAUACAUACAAUAUAUGUAUAUGUUAACAAAUGGCGAAUAAGACUAUCCUCAAGAAGAACUUUUUUAUAUUAACAUAAAAAAAAAAUUGUUCUUCCUUACAAUCGAUCUUCCGUGCGAGAGAUUAAAAAGAUUAAAAAAAAAAGAAAGGAACAAAACAAAUGAACGAACGAACGAACAAACAAAUAAAUAAAUAAACAAACAAACAAACAAACAAACAAACAAACAAAACAAUCCAAAGAAUUUACUUGUCGUGAGAAGAAGUUUUUUCGAGCACGCUCAAGCAGGCACCUCUUCUGCGUUCAUUUUUACUAAUCGAGAAAAUUAUUAUGAGAAAAACAAAUUGUAGCGUCUCUGUGACACUAUUUUUAUAAAACAAACAAAAGAUAAAGAAUUAAUUAAUCGGUAGCUUCUUGCAAUUCUAUGUACAUACAUGCAUACAUAUAAAACGUUUGUAUCAUAACAUUUUCUACUUACCAAUUCUUUUUUUUUUUUAUUUUUUUUUAUUUCAUUUAUUUUUUUUUUUUUUUUUCAAGUAAAUUAAUCAA